Messenger RNA from Drosophila miranda, 1475 nucleotides. It is a transcript of the gene Hex-t1, whose product is annotated as hexokinase type 1. NCBI's taxonomy places the organism in Eukaryota, Metazoa, Arthropoda, Insecta, Diptera, Drosophilidae. The transcript has a single exon. The coding region runs from base 78 to 1394 and encodes 438 amino acids. Gene Ontology annotation, molecular function: ATP binding; D-glucose binding; fructokinase activity. Gene Ontology annotation, biological process: glucose 6-phosphate metabolic process; glycolytic process; intracellular glucose homeostasis. Gene Ontology annotation, cellular component: cytosol; mitochondrion. The record is from RefSeq and is a predicted model, not a curated record.
UAUUGCUAUAAAGUUACAAAACCCAUUCCAUUUGGGUAACUCUCAAAAUACUUAACUCGAUUCAAAACCCUAUUAAAAUGGCCGGCACUAUAUUUAAGCCAGAGGUGGACUUUCCAGAGGUUUACAAGCUAUGUCAGAUGUUUGUGCCCAGCGAGAAUGAUCUGGUAAAGGUAAGGGACACCAUGGAUCGCGAGAGCGAUCGUGGCCGCUUCCUGGCCCUGGAGAUGAUGCCCACCAACUGCCGGAUCAUGCUGGUGAGAUUCAGCAGCGAGAAGGACGUGUACAUGAGCUCCAAGUGCGUGAUCAUACCACACUCUAUAGCCGCCGCCAAGGGCACAGAACUUUUCAACUUUCUGGCCUCCAACAUAGCGACUUUCGUGAAGGACAAGAAGGUCGACAAGGAGAACCUACCGAUGGGCAUUGCCUUUGCCUUUUCGCUGAAUAAGCUGGCCCUGGACGUGGGAAUACUAAUCGCUUGGACGAAGGAGUUCGGGGCCACGGGAGCCAUCGGCAAGGAUGUGGUCCAGCUGUUGCGCGACGCCUUGGCCAAGUUCCCCGAGAUAAUGGUCAACAUCUUGGGCAUUAUCAAUGUGGCCAUAGGAUCCCUCCUGGCGCUCUGCUGGACGCAGCCGGAUACGCGGAUAGGCCUAAACAUGGGCAACAUCACCAACUCCUGCUACGUGGAGGAUGUCGAUAACUGCCACAUGUACACGGGCACUAAUAACAAGAGCAUAAUGAUCGUCAACACUGACUGGGCCCACUUUGGGGAUGGCGGUCAGCUCGACUUUGUACGAAACGAAUUCGACAAGACACUGGACGAGUCAUCCACGAAUCCCGGCCAUCGCAUCUACGAAAAGUUCAGCGGUGCCCUCUUCAUAAGCGAGCUCGUUCGUAUGGUCAUAGUGCGUCUGAUGCGGAAUGGGACCAUCUUCGAAGGGCAGACGCUCGAUUUAAUCGGCAACCAGUGGAGGAUGGAUAUGUCCUCAGUCUUCGAUCUCGACUCGGAUCCGUCUGGCGUCUACACUAAAGCCCAGGAGGUAAUGGAGAAAUACCGCAUUCGCCACUGCAAGGAGCGCGACCUGGCCGCCGUGCGCUACAUCUGCAACAUUAUCCUCAGCCGUGCGGCCAUGAUGCUCUCCUCGGGCGUCGCCUGUCUGAUCAACCGCAUGAAGAUCGCCCAAAUCUCCAUUUCCGUUGACGGCGGCAUCUACCGCCUCAACCCCACAUUCCAAACGGUGAUCAACAAGUACACUCUCCAACUCACCGACCCCCGCUACAAAUUCGAAUACGUCGUCAACCAGGACAGCUGCGGAGUGGGGGCCGCCAUCAUGGCCGGUUUGGCCCACGCCGAUAAGUACCGCGGCGAAUCAAAGAUAUUUGAAUUGGAUUUCUAACCCAAAUCAUUAUUAAAUGUUUAUACUUAAUUGCUGUGUGAAUUUUACCGUUUAUUGUAUUCUAUGGAACAUAACAAAUAU